CUAUAACAUUGGCUAAAUCACCUUCCGAAAAUUCUCUUUCUCAAUACCACAAAUUGUAUUUUUUGAUCCGACCUAGUGAAGGGUGGGAGGUCACAGUAAAUUUUAGCGCGAGAAGUGGUUGCCGAUACCGAGGAAAGUAAUCACACGGUAUAAAAGUCAUUGAUGGUAUCAAAAAGAUAUCCAGUACCCUGUUAGUUGCAUUAAAGACGCAUAGUACGGAGAAUUAUGAGAAUACUGUUAUCGCUGUCGAUCUUAGUCCUUGUGGCGGCGGCAGUAAUUGCUGAGCCCAAGGAGAAGAAAUCAGUACAAGUUGAUGAUAAAAAGCAAACGAAACGUGGACUACUCAGUUUGGGAUACGGAUACGGAGGAGAUUUCGAUAAUGGAUAUCACGUAGGCGAAGGAGGAUACGGUCUCGAAGGUGGUUACCCCGUAGGAUUCGGCGGUAUUGAUUUAGGACAUUCGGCGGCUGUAGAAAAAACUAUAACCGUAUAUAAAGGUGUUCCGUUACCGUAUCCCGUAGAAAAACAUAUCCCAUACCCGGUUACGAAACACGUACCCUACCCCGUAAAAGUUCUAGUCCCACAACCUUACCCCGUAGAAAAACACGUACCCUACCCUGUAAAAGUACACGUUAAAGUACCAUAUCCCGUACCUCAACCCUAUCCCGUUGAAAAACUCGUCCACGUACCCGUUAAAGUACCAGUCGAUAGACCGUAUCCCGUAAAAGUUUUAGUACCUCAACCGUACCCUGUAGAUAAAUACAUCCAUGUACCAGUCAAAGUACCAGUUCCCCAGCCUUACCCAGUAGAAAAACCCGUACCGGUGCCGGUUAAAGUCCCAGUUCACGUACCACAACCUUACCCAGUUUACAAACAAGUACCAGUACCUGUUAAAGUACCCGUAGAUCGUCCGUACCCAGUCCACGUACCUCAACCUUACCCAGUACACGUAGUCAAAAACGUACCAGUACCAGUAGAAAAACCAGUACCUUACCCAGUUAAAGUACCAGUCGAUAGACCUUAUCCCGUAACUGUAGAAAAACCGUACCCUGUGGCGGUUAAAGUACCAUACCCAGCUCCGUAUCCAGUAGAAAAACCAGUACCGUAUCCAGUAGAAAGACCUGUACCUUAUCCCGUUAAAGUUGCCGUUGAUAGACCAGUACCGGUACAUAUCGAAAAACCAGUACCGGUUCCGGUGGAAAAACCUGUACCAGUACCUGUUAAAGUACCAUACGCAGUUCCGGUAGAAACCCAGCACGGAUACAGCCACGGAAGUUACUCAGACAGCUACGAAGGCGGUUGGGGAGAUUACGGGCACAAAUAAAUCGUGUGAGAGUGCCUUAAAGUACCUUUCUAUUUAUAUAUAUUUUAAGGUUAUGUUUCUCAAUAAAUCUUGUUAUAUUUUUA
Molecule: messenger RNA, 1406 nt
Organism: Diorhabda carinulata
Lineage: Eukaryota; Metazoa; Arthropoda; Insecta; Coleoptera; Chrysomelidae
Exons: 2
Coding region: 226-1323 (365 amino acids)
Source: RefSeq, a predicted model, not a curated record